CCAGGCUUGCUGUUUCCCCCUCUUUCCAGUCUUUAUGCUAAGCUAAUUGCAUGUUGGCUCUAGCUUCAUAUUUACAGUUCAGAUGAGAGUGGUAUUGAUCUACCCAUGAAUGAAGAAAGAGCACAUUUCCCAAAAUGAUGAAGAAAAUCUUUGAAUAAGUGUAACUAUGUUGUAAUGCUUAAAAGUUAACUCACUUAAAUUUGUAAUUAUUUCUCUCUGCUGUAGGUGGUUCAUCAAUGAUUUCCAAGGCAACGAUUGAAGUGCUGACCUCUCAACCUGCUACUGCACAUGCUGUAUCAGCCACAGAGAAGCUCAUCAGCACUGGCCAAACCAAAAGUCUUCCAGAAACCAACAGCAACACACAACUAGACAUACGAAACCCACUGGCCCUGGACUCUCCUUCUCCUCUGACACCUCCUCUUCCUCCUCCACCUCCUCCUGCUGCAGACAGCCUUGAACUCCCUCCUCUGUCCCCUUCAGUCCUGCCCCCACCCCUGCCAGCCAAACCUUUUUCUACCUCCAGUCCUCCUCUUCCCCCAACACCGCCUCCAGCUGAAAGCCCCCAGCGUCCAACCAUGCUCAACCUAAAGACCCUGCCACGACCCACCGUGAAGGAGAAUGGUGGCCCCCCACUGGGGGUAGAUGAAGAGGAGGAGGAAAAGAAGAUGCUGGAGGAGGAUCUCAAGAAAUGCAUUGAGGACUUCAAAAAGAUCCGCUUGCCCAGAGAAUUUCCAGAUCGCAAAAGGCACUGGCAAAGUGACUUGCUUAAGAAGUACAAUGCAUAGAGUGUUUUGCUGUGGCAACACUGUCAACAAAUUUGAGGAUUUUAUAAAAAUGGCAAGAACGUGUUGUAAGCAGUUUCAUUCACGUUGCUCUGAUUCAAGCUGUGUGAAGAUUGUCAACAAGUUUACUUAAACCUCUAACAUCGUAGCUUUUGCAUGUCAGCAGAACUAAACAGUUUGAUUAAGUGUAGUAUUUAGGCUGAACUCGUCUAGCAAUCACACAUACACGAUUACAACAAUGAGGUUUGUCUUUUCCCAGCAUAGAAGAAAACAUCCCUAUAGUGAUUGUUAGUGACACUUCUUUUUCCAAAAAAGAGACACAGACAUUUGUAAUGGAGACAUUACAAACUACUUUGAAUUAUCUUCUCUUCACUCACUCAAAGGAUAAUAUAUGUAAUGUUGUUAAUAAGAGAUUGCUGCCCUGUUCUCUGUACUGUGUCCACUGAUCAAGCAACUGGAAAAAGUGUAAAACUUUAGGCAUUUGACCUUGCUGAUGCAAAAUAAAAGAAAUAAGUGAAA
Messenger RNA from Dicentrarchus labrax (European seabass), 1301 nucleotides. RefSeq lists its product as uncharacterized. The coding region runs from base 237 to 785 and encodes 182 amino acids. The transcript has a single exon. NCBI's taxonomy places the organism in Eukaryota, Metazoa, Chordata, Actinopteri, Moronidae. The record is from RefSeq and is a predicted model, not a curated record.